ACCGAGAGCGGCGCCUGGCAACAGCAAAAGGACGUGAUGACGUCCUCUCCAGAUCACGUAUUAUGGGAUGUGCGGAAUUAAACAACCCAGGAGGAGGACGAGGGGGGGAAACCCAAAAAAAUAAAACAACAACAAGCGCGGCACGGAUCGUGCAUGGUGAAUCAUGGAGCUGUCGGCUGUCGGCGAAAGCGUCUUCGCCGCCGAGUCCAUCAUUAAGCGGCGGAUCAGACGGGGUCGUUGGGAAUAUCUCGUAAAAUGGAAGGGCUGGUCUCAGAAGUACAGCACCUGGGAGCCGGAGGAAAACAUUCUGGAUGAGCGCCUCUUCGCCGCCUUCGAGGAGAGGGAGAAAGAAAGAGAACUAUUCGGGCCGAAAAAGAGAGGACCCAAACCCGAGACGUUUCUCCUGAAGGCCAAAGCCAAAGAGAAAAACUAUGACUUUAGAGUGGAGUCUCCCAGAGGAAUCCAGGUUUCCUAUCCUGUCCCGGAGCCCAUCGUGACUCCAAGGGCCAGAGAGGGUUUACGCACCGUGGUUCCCACACUCUUCCCUCCGAGCGCGAUCAACCGAGGCGAAAGCGUCCACGUCUUCCCUCCCGAGCCGGAGAGGAGGCCCAGACCACCUCCUCCUCCUCACGCGGCUCCAGAGUCUCCACAUUUCCCUAAAAAGCGAGGACGCAAACCGAAGCAUCGUGUGCACCAUGAGAAACAUGACGAGAGCGCCGCAGAGGAGCCGGACGCCAAACGGAGGCUGCUGGAGGAGCCCACGGUGCCCCGGCGCGCCCAUCAUCGCGAGGAGGCGUCAGAACGCACGCUCAUCCAGCUGACCAAAAGGUUCCAGGAGGAGACAACCAUCACACCCAAACCCAGUAGCCAGCACAGACACGUAAAGGGCGCGAGGUUGUCUUACACCUGCGCCUUCAGUCCAGAUGUGCGUCAAAGGGAUCCGUACUGUCUGAGCAGGAUGCAGCAGAACGCACUGCGGUGCGCCGCGGAGGAGCGCAGGUUUCAGGAGAAGGAGCGCUGUGCGCUCCGGGAGCAAGCAAGUGUCACGUCACGGUCAGACCACAACUCAGCCUCCUGCUGGAGCCCCAGUUUCACCAACCUGGACAGCGUGACCGUGACUGACGUCACCAUAAACCUACUGACGGUCACGGUCAGAGAGAGCAGCACGGACAAAGGCUUUUUCAAAGGGGAGACAUAGAGGAGAGCGCCAGAACAAACAGGCCCACAGUCAUGCUUUAUUUUUUCUAGGUAAAAGUCAGACAUGUACAAACAUAUUUAAUACAAUCAUGAACAAAUAAUAAUAAAAAGAGAGGGUGAAGAUG
This is a messenger RNA of Oryzias melastigma (Indian medaka), 1322 nucleotides long. RefSeq names its product chromobox homolog 8a (Pc class homolog, Drosophila) (gene cbx8a). The record is from RefSeq and is a predicted model, not a curated record. The transcript has 5 exons. NCBI's taxonomy places the organism in Eukaryota, Metazoa, Chordata, Actinopteri, Beloniformes, Adrianichthyidae. The coding region runs from base 164 to 1198 and encodes 344 amino acids.